Eucalyptus grandis is the source of this 576-nucleotide messenger RNA. RefSeq lists its product as uncharacterized. Gene Ontology annotation, cellular component: plasma membrane. Gene Ontology annotation, molecular function: protein phosphatase 1 binding; protein phosphatase regulator activity. NCBI's taxonomy places the organism in Eukaryota, Viridiplantae, Streptophyta, Magnoliopsida, Myrtales, Myrtaceae. The record is from RefSeq and is a predicted model, not a curated record. The transcript has a single exon. Bases 1 to 576 code for a protein of 191 amino acids.
AUGGAGGAAGGCAAUGACAAUAAGUAUCAAAGACGAAGGACUUGCAUACCAGUAAACAUAGCAGAAAACUGGUUCCGAUACUUCCAGUACGACCCCGAGCAGGACUCAGCGAGUGAGGUGCGGAACAUCCUCCUGAUCAUCGCUACCCUGGUUGCGACUGUCACGUUCCAGGCAGGCGUGAACCCUCCCGGCGGGAUAUGGCAAGACAAUGAUGAUGGCCACUCGGCUGGCAGAGCAAUCUAUGCGUCUCAUCAGAUUGCCUUUUAUGUGUUCUUGGUCUCUAACACUUUCGCGCUCUCCACUUCUCUGCUUGUCAUUGUCUGUCUCACUUACAGGUUCCCAUUCCACUUUGAGAUAUGGGUGGCCACGGCCUCGAUGAUGGUGACCUACGCGUCGGCAAUCUUUGCCGUGACGCCACAUGAGUCGGUGAGGUUCCGCUACGUGUUAAUCGCAGGGACGCUACCAGUGAUAUGUCGGUGCAUUUUCCAAAUGUACAGGAAGCUGGAUAAUUCGAGCAAGCAGUCACCGAAUAGCGUGAGCCAGCAGAAAGGAAGGCCAGACAACGCCCGGUGGUAA